Messenger RNA from Folsomia candida, 537 nucleotides. RefSeq lists its product as uncharacterized. Gene Ontology annotation, cellular component: cAMP-dependent protein kinase complex. The transcript has 4 exons. The record is from RefSeq and is a predicted model, not a curated record. NCBI's taxonomy places the organism in Eukaryota, Metazoa, Arthropoda, Collembola, Entomobryomorpha, Isotomidae. The coding region runs from base 1 to 537 and encodes 178 amino acids. Gene Ontology annotation, molecular function: protein kinase A regulatory subunit binding.
AUGCAGGUUCGACCAGUUGGUUAUAAGCAGUUGGAACUCUCCGUCCCUUUAGAAGCCGUCACUCUUGAAGCAACGACCCAGGUCACGGAGCAAAUAAUGGACGAGGAAUGGGCCAUGGAAAGGGGCGUCUUCCUCUCAAAAGACGACAUUCUGUGGCCAACGGUAGCAGAGUUUGAACUAGAAAAUGUGGCGAGGCGACUCUACGACUAUAUCGGCCAGUGCUGGAAACUUGACCCUAAAUGGAUGUUUUACAUUCAUCCGGUCCAGUCGUUUACGGACAAUCUGAGAAAACGAGUCACCUUCGAAGCCAAGUUCUCUGUGCCCACGCAGCAGGCCCCCAUUCCACAAGCCACCGCGUCCGUCUUUUUCAUCUUCGAAAUGUCACAUUAUGCUCUGAGGGAUGAAGUUGUCAAAGUCCACUAUGUCGUAGAAGGGACACGUUUUCGUCACACACCAGGAUCCAUACCUUUUCAAGAUAAGUGGUUAUGGUCCGUCAUCAUGGAUAAGGUUCGACUUCAAAGAUCACUCGGAUUUUAA